UCCUGUUUCUUUAAGGGAACGUGGCUUUUCGCUGCAGCGCCCGUCUUCGCGUCUGCGUCUCCGCUGCGGCGGCCGGAGCUGGAGUCGGACCCCGAGCGCAGUGUCGCCAUGGACUCGGCCCUCAGCGACCCGCACAACGGCAGCGCGGAGGCAGGCGGCGCAGCCAACGGCACGACGCGGCCGCCUUCCACGCCCGAGGGCAUCGCGCUGGCCUACGGCAGCCUCCUGCUCAUGGCGCUGCUGCCCAUCUUCUUCGGUGCCCUGCGCUCGGUGCGCUGCGCCCGCGGCAAGAACGCCUCGGACAUGCCAGAGACUAUCACCAGCCGGGACGCCGCCCGCUUCCCCAUCAUCGCCAGCUGCACACUCUUGGGGCUCUAUCUCUUUUUCAAAGUUUAUUUUCCCAAUAAAAGUUACACAGGCUCAGUGUUGAAAACGUGGAAAACACAGAAAAGUAAAAAGGGGAAAACAGCAGUCAUCCAAAACCCCACUACCAGAGACAAUCACAGAUUCCCUUUGGAGAUAUUCUCCCAGGAGUACAUCAACCUCUUGCUGUCCAUGUAUUUCUUCGUGCUGGGGAUCCUGGCCCUGUCCCACACCAUCAGCCCCUUCAUGAAUAAGUUUUUUCCAGCCAACUUUCCAAAUCGACAAUACCAGCUGCUCUUCACACAGGGCUCUGGGGAGAACAAGGAAGGUGGGAGGGGCAGCCCCGCCCCGGGGAGUGGACUUACCCGGCCUCUCUGCCCAGAGAUCAUCAAUUAUGAGUUUGACGCCAAGGACCUGGUAUGCCUGGGCCUGAGCAGCAUCGUUGGCGUCUGGUACCUGCUGAGGAAGCACUGGAUUGCCAACAAUCUCUUUGGCCUGGCCUUCUCCCUUAACGGGGUGGAGCUCUUGCACCUGAACAACGUCAGCACUGGCUGCAUCCUGCUGGGUGGACUCUUCAUCUACGAUGUCUUCUGGGUAUUUGGCACCAACGUGAUGGUGACAGUGGCCAAGUCCUUUGAGGCACCAAUAAAAUUGGUGUUUCCCCAGGACCUGCUGGAGAAGGGCCUCGAAGCGGACAACUUUGCCAUGCUGGGACUCGGAGAUAUCGUCAUUCCGGGGAUCUUCAUUGCCUUGCUGCUACGGUUUGACAUCAGCUUAAAGAAGAACACCCAUACCUACUUCUACACCAGCUUUGCAGCCUACAUCUUCGGCCUGGGCCUCACCAUCUUCAUCAUGCACAUCUUCAAGCAUGCCCAGCCUGCCCUCUUGUACCUGGUCCCCGCCUGCAUUGGCUUUCCUGUCCUGGUGGCACUGGCGAAGGGGGAAGUGACGGAGAUGUUCAGCUACGAGUCCUCGGCGGAAAUCCUGCCUCACACCCCGAGGCUCACUCACUUCCCCACAGUCUCGGGCUCCCCCGCCAGCCUGGCCGACUCCAUGCAGCAGAAGCUAGCUGGCCCUCGCCGCCGGCGCCCGCAGAAUCCCAGCGCCAUUGGAAGGUCCAAGAAGCUUAAAGUUAAUCCACCCAAGCCCAACCUCUCCAUCUGCCGCUGCCCUCCACUACCUCUUGGCACCACCAGGCACAGAAAAAGGAGAGCAACCUGUCUGAGAAGGGCAUACGGUGGGGCCGGGGCCAAGCCUGGAAGAUGCUGGGCCGUGAAUGCCAGUUAUGAGGAGUCAAAUCCUAAGGAUGCAGCAGCAGUGACAGAGGGAUCCAAAGAGGGAACAGAGGCCUCGGCAUCGAAGGGGCUGGAGAAGAAGGAGAAAUGAUACAGCUGGGGCCUGACCCUCUGAGGGCCAGGCCAGGCAGGUGGAGGCAGGCCAGUACAGGCCUGCGCGGGCAGAGGGCGCCGGAGGCCGAGGGUGUGGGAGGCUGGGCAGCUCCAGCAGAGGGGCGGGGGCAACAGGAUCCCUCCUGCGGGGACUCCCACGGCCUGGUUCCCUCAUCCCCCUUCUCUGGCCUUCCUCUGCCCCUUCUCAUCCUCUGCAGGCAAAAGAAGCCCCAACUCCCCCACCCUCCCAGAUGCCAGGCGGGAAAAGUGGGUCUGAUUUUUAGAUUUUUGUAUUGUGGACUGACUUUGCCUUACAUUAAAAAUUCAUCCCAGGAUCCCCUGGGUAGCUCAGUC
Molecule: messenger RNA, 2105 nt
Organism: Lontra canadensis (Northern American river otter)
Lineage: Eukaryota; Metazoa; Chordata; Mammalia; Carnivora; Mustelidae
Gene: HM13
Product: histocompatibility minor 13
Exons: 15
Coding region: 109-1749 (546 amino acids)
Biological process (GO): membrane protein proteolysis
Cellular component (GO): cytoplasmic side of endoplasmic reticulum membrane; lumenal side of endoplasmic reticulum membrane; membrane
Molecular function (GO): aspartic endopeptidase activity, intramembrane cleaving
Source: RefSeq, a predicted model, not a curated record